Molecule: messenger RNA, 2640 nt
Organism: Hemicordylus capensis (graceful crag lizard)
Lineage: Eukaryota; Metazoa; Chordata; Lepidosauria; Squamata; Cordylidae
Gene: PATL2
Product: PAT1 homolog 2
Exons: 19
Coding region: 66-2261 (731 amino acids)
Biological process (GO): deadenylation-dependent decapping of nuclear-transcribed mRNA; P-body assembly
Cellular component (GO): P-body
Molecular function (GO): RNA binding
Source: RefSeq, a predicted model, not a curated record
CGCCCCUACACGGCGGCCUCUUCAAAAGAAGCCGAGCCAGGCUGUGGGAGCGGGACGCCAAGGAGAUGGCGGAAGGGGGCGGAGCCACCGUCGGCGCAGAAGCGCAGGACUUGAUCCUGGAAGAUUACUUUAUGACCGAAGAGGAACCUCAGGUUGAAAAAACAGCCGAAGAGGAUGAGAUUGAUCUUUAUGUUAACUUGACCUUCACUUCAGCAGGUUAUCUAGAAGACAAUGCAGCAAAAGCCGUGGCUACCAAACCAGAGGAAGCUCCUACAAGAGAACCUGAGGAUGCUAUAGCUGUAGAAGAGGAGGGACAAUCUAAAGCUGGAGAAGAGCAGCCCAUGCUAGAAGAUGUGGCAGAGGAUGAAAGCAGUCACAGUGAGUCACAGCUUGCUUAUGAAGACAUGGAGGAGGAGGACGAGGACGAGGAGGAGGCGGCGGCGGCGGUGGAGGCAGAAGACAUGGCUGGACAGGAGGAGGAGAAUAAUCAUGCAAGUGAGGAAGCUGAAGAGCAGAAUGAGCUGGGAGACCCAGCAGUCAUGAGGGCUGUGCUUGGCCAACCUACGCUAGAGAGAGAGGAUUCUGCUGUCCUUCAGAGUAAGGUUUCUAACAUUCUUGCAGAUUAUGCUGCUGAUUACUUGGCAGCUUCAAAAUCUGGUAUGUGGAACUCUACUGUGAGAAGAGUCCAGUCACUAUCUAUGAUGGAGGCACUGGACAGGGCUACCACCAUGUCCCGUGUCAACCUAGAUUUCCUGACCUCACCGCUGCAGAUGAGCUAUCUAGAUUCCUCUGGUCUUGAGCGCUCAGCCUUCCGUGGAAGAACUCUCAAGCCUUCUUCCCAGCGCUUCAUAAGGCAGUCUCCCAUGAUGCCUGGCUCUCUGCGGUCACCUUACCCAUUCACAACACCUCGCAGAACACGCCGUGGGUUUGGCCUCAAUCAGACCUCUGCUUCUCCACCCCCCUUCAGACCAUUCUUUCAGAAUGUCAGUUGUCCAACCUGGUCUCUGACCCGCUCGCCUGACCCUCUGGUCUUCAGUCCACCAACUGGUGGCCAGCAGAAGUUCAGCUUGCCCAGUGCCAUGACGCAGCUGCACCCUCUGCAUCAACGGAUCCUGACUCAAAGACAGCAGCGAGGCCAAGAGAGGAGCAUUUCCUGCCUGGAGCUCCAGCCUUCAGAGGUAGACCCCUAUGCUGCACUCAUGACGUCGGUGGAAAAGGACUGGGUGAUAAAGGUGCAAAUGCUGCAGCUGCAGAGUGAGAAUCCACACAGGGAUGACUAUUACUACCAGGAGUAUUACCGUAAGCUGGAGCGGAAGCAAGCAGAAAAGGGACUCCUUGGAGGGUGCAAAAACGAAGUUCCCAAGCUGGUCACACCAUAUAUCCAGAAAGUGGAGAUCUAUGAAUCCGUGGUGCGGAUUCCAGGCUCCUUAGGCCAGGUAGCAGUGUCGACAUGCUACAGUCCCCGCAGGGCUAUCGAUGCUGUACACCACAUCCCGCUGGAGCAGGCUUCAGGGAAUCAGCGGCUGCAAGUGCUGUAUCAGAUUGAGAAGAUGUACCUGCAACUACUGGAUAUGGAGGAUACUCGGAGGAAACUGGACCUGGCACCAGAAGAGCAACACUCCCACUUCUGUAAAAAACUUGCACAUGAGGUGGAGCAACUCUAUCAAACCCUGAGAAUUGAAGAGCACAACAGUGAAGAGGAAGCCAAAGAUGAGUUCCUGCAGAUCCUACUGGUAGGAAAAGGGAAGAGGUUAAUAGCUCGCCUCUUACCACAUCUGUCACAGGAGCAGGCCAAGCAGGUCCUUUUCACCAUCGCACAGCAUCUACCUUCUCUCAUUAAGAGAGACAUGCUGGAUGAGGCAUGGCAGACCCUGCCCAUUCUUUACAGUCCCCUCAGUGAUGUCGUUGAGUACCUGACCUUCAGCGAGAUGAUUGGCAUCCUACAGGAGCUAACCAGACUACAGCCAGACUCGGUCAAGCAAUCGCUUGCUCUGAUAUUUGGGAACAAGUUUGCCAUCUCUCUCCUGUACUUGUUGCUGAGCCAUGGCGAAAGAUGCCUCUCCUCCGGCAUGCCCCUGAAGCCCCACAGUGGAGACUUCGAGAAAUGGGCGGAUACAGUGGUGCUUGUUGCUAGGGAGCUGUCUCAGGUGCCCAAGACCUCCAUGGUGGAGCCCCUUUACCUCCCAAGCAACCUCCUGUUUCUCUUCUGUCGCUAUGUGGACAAAGAGACAGUGAACCGCCUGGAUGGCAAGAUGGAAUGAUCCCUCUUGCCUCCAUAAGCCACUGUGACACCACUCGGAAUGUGCUUUGUUCCUGCAGUGUGGACUACUUCUGUUGGUGGAAUGAGUUUUCGCCAUGAACACUUAAAUGCAACUGGAGUACAAUGUCUGCUCUCAAAAUAGGUUGCUUCAUUUAAUUGCACAGACGUUGUGUUUGGGUUUUCCGAAGUGCUCUGGGCCAGUUAUAGACACUCCGUGCUGGCACCAGGGCCCAUAGCACAUUCAGGCUAAGCAGUUUAGGUGGUGGUAGACACAGGCUAGUCUGUACAGUGUACUCUAGGAGCUUAUGGUGUGGGGAGAACUUUGUUUUAUAGGAUUUUGUGUACAGCACUUGAUAGAAUAAAAGCAACUAACAAACUAA